CCCGUUCAAACGACGCGGGACGCCACCCGGCAGUGUGGUUGUUGUGGCCGUGCAGGUUGUGGUCGGCGUGAGCGAUGGGCGUCACGGACCUGUGGACGGUGCUGUCCCCCGUGCGGGAGCGCGUACCGCUGAGUGCGCUGGCGGGGCUCACGAUCGCCGUGGACCUCGCCAUGUGGGUGUGCGAGGCCCAGUCCGUCAAGGGCAUGGCCAACAGCGUCAAGCGGCCACACCUGCGGAACCUGUUUUUCCGCGUGUCGCUGCUGUGUCGCCUGGGCCUGCGUCUUGUGUUUGUGGUGGAAGGAGACGCGCCCGCGCUCAAGGCCGGCACGAUGGCCCAGCGCAACGAGGCCCGCUUCGGGCCCAGCGCCAGGGUCCGCCGCGGCAAAACAAACCGUGCACAGCUCAGGGCGACCCUCAAGGAGUGCUGUGAGCUGCUGUCCUCGUUGGGCCUGCCGUGCCUGCAAGCCGCGGGAGAGGGCGAGGCUCUGUGUGCGGCGCUCGACGCGGCCGGGCUGGUGCACGGCUGCUUCACUGAUGACGGCGACGCCUUCUUGUAUGGCGCCCGCACCGUCUACCGUGGCCUCGCCGUGAGCGACCAGGACCCCCAUGUGGAGCGCUACUGCGUGGACAGGAUACGGAGGGAGCUCGGUCUGGAUCGCGAUGCUCUCAUCGGUCUCGCUGUGCUUCUCGGCUGUGACUACCUGCCCAAGGGCGUGAAGGGCAUUGGCAAGGAGCUGGCUCUCAAGCUCAUCCACUCGCUGCAAGGCGAGAGUCUUCUGAACAGGUUUCGCGCAUGGAGGAAGGGUCCCUCGAGCGGAGCGCACCGCCCGGAAGACGGCGAGGGUCACCGGCGGCAGCGGCACUGCACGCAGGAGGCUGCCGCCGCCGAGUCGGCCGUCAGGAGGAAGGCGCUGGAGUGCCCCGGCUUCCCGCACGAGGACGUGAUCGCUGAGUUCCGGAGCCACAAGGAUAAGCUGCCAUUGCAGCUGCAAUGGAGUCGGCCCAACCUGCAGAAAGUGGUGGACGUGGUGGAGAGGAAACUGGAGUGGCCACCGCACUACACCUGCCAUAAGCUGCUGCUGCUGCUCGCGACCUACGAUCUGCAGGAGUGCGUCGCCGGACACCGCUCCAAGUGGCACCUCCAGCCCGUGCGGAUUGUGAAGACGUGCGUGCGCGCGGGGGCUCCCUGCUUCGAGGUGGAGUGGGAGAAGCCAGAUGGGUUUGUGAGUGAGGCGGGUAAGGCGGCCGAGUCUCUGGUGACGGUGGAGCGGCGCGACCUCGUGCUCGCUGCUCUCCCUCCGCUCGUCGCUGAGUUCCAGGAGAAGCUUGACCGAGCCCAGGAGGAGAAACGGAGAGCAAAAGCCAACGGGAGGAAACGUGGCGGAGUGAAGCCCGCGCCUUUGCCGGCCCUGCAGGCCGGACCCCCGGGCGACGACAGCACUCCUCACGGUGACGGGGAGCAGCUGACCGCACAUCAUCACGAUCCUUGCCAUCCUCACCGCCCAACGCCCACAUCGCACCAUCGUCCUGCAGAAGGCGGCGACUUCUCAGGAGCAGCCAGUGCAAGGCCCGGCACUCUGGCCUUGGUCGAAGAACUCGGCGCGGCAAGAAGAAACGUCGUCGGUGCUCACAAUUCCCUCAACGCGGACGUUCUUUUGCCCGCGGUGAAAUGCGUGGAUGGGGGAUACGGACAGCAGCAGCAGUUGGAGACAUCAACAGAGUACAGCACUCAAAGACACGACGGCUGCAGGAGGAAUGGCGCCACCCAGAGUCUGGAUACUCCAAUGCGGACGAGCGACGGUGGCGGCUUUGGCAACGGUGGCGUUGGCGGGGCCACGUGCGGCAUCGCGAGGCUGCACUCCCUGCUCGAGGAGCUGCACCUGAGCGACGUCGAAUGGAGCAGCAGUUCUAUGUGCCCCACCCCGCCGGCGACGCAGCCCCUGCCCGCGGUGCGGAACGAGGGCCCCCCGCUGCCCCGCGGGGUUCUCGACGAAGGCCUUGACGAGGAGGGCCCUUGCCCAGAAACUCCAACGGGAGCCGCGACAGUGCGGCUGGGAGUGGCUUCUCAGCGCUGCGGCAGCAGCACUCCUCAAUUCACGACGAGUACUGCAAGCUGCUCCGCACAACAACGUGGCGGUGAUAGAAGCAGUGAUCCUGACAGAGUUGGGAGUGAGCAGCAUGUUGUGCCAGGUGCAUCAUGCAGUAGUGGAAUUCCCCAUAUAAGCGUAGCCAGCGAGGUUCGUUCUAAAUGUCGCGUGGCUGAAAUUCGAGCCUCCAAAGUUGACGUUAAGGUUUAUACACCCAGUCCCACCCAGCUGUCGCUACGGGACAGAGUCUUGCUCAAAAUCUUCAUGGAGAAGAAUCAAUUGGUGAGGUCGGGCACAUCUCCCAAGCCUUCCCAGAGCUCUGUUGAGUUUAUGUAUUCCCUGAAAUGUAAAUCUCCCCACGGUUCACAACUCCAGGCUUCCCACCCCCCAAUUGCGGGCCAGAAUAAGGCAGCUUCUGCUUCUGCAAACGAGUUAGGCACUGUUAAAAGUAUUGGCAUCAGGCGCGAGAAUACACAAACACCUCCUGACACACUACGCAAAACAGUUGAAACACAUUCUGAGCAUGACGCAAAGCCAGGAGUCGGGGCUGGUGCUAAUCUGAGGCGUGUGUUGAUCGGCAAGGGAGCGAGACAUGCUGCGGAGGCGCCGGUUGACCUAAGCGACAGUGAGCUGGAUCUACUGGUGGCUGAGAAGAUUAAAUCGCUCACUGGGAAGAUGCGUUCUCACUCCGAUUCGGCGGUCAAGCAUCAUCGAACGAAUGCUUCUCGGAAACCAUGCGGAGUGAGCGCUGCUCGCCAUGCCAGCGACAGUGGUGCCGUGGACUCUGAGCGUGUGGCGGCACGAGCCAGGGAACGGUCUCGGAGGGUAUUCCAGUGUUCGUCCUCCUCGGACGAGGUCAGUGAUUUGGAAGAAAUGGUAGAAAUGAGAGGUUACGGUGUCACCAAGUCGAAAAGCCAACGUCUGCCGAGCGAUUCGCAGAAAAAUCCCAUGGGCCGUCCUGUGCGUAACACGAGUUUUAAAAGCGUGGCACAAUCCGCAACGCACGGAAGUUUUGCUACGAGUCGUGGAGGAAUCGGGGUCGCUCAUGACGUCAGUCAUCCAUCUGCCGGACUCAGUAAUACGGUGAUGCCUGCGUCACCAAUUGCUGAGCAUUGCAAGCAGAAAGCUGUUGCGUCCUGUGAUCCCGGAGCCCACCCGGAACGGGUGCCGGCAACAACGAGUCCCGGCCCCAAUCAUCAUCCACCCCAUGACAUCUCUCCAUGGGCAUCACCUACUGAAGCUGGAGGCAUUCUCCACCCAGCGACAGGAGACGAUGACGACGAUGAGGGACCUUCCUGUGCCCCAAGCGACGGUGGUGGCAAAGCGGGGAGCCUCUGGCCAGAGGGAAACCUGAACGGUGUUUUUAUCGAUGUAACUGAUAAUACAAUUUCCACAGACACUUCAGAUGAGAAUGGGUAUCUGCAACGAGCUCAUGGCCAACAGUGGAACACGUGCAGCUCUGGAUCCCGUGCGCCUGUGGACCCCGAUGUGGUCUUUGACAACUCGUCAUCAUGUAUAGAGAACACCGAUCUGAUCGCGAACGGCCCUAAACAGAUUAAUUUAUGUAAACGCAAUACUGACAUCUCCAAAAUAGGCCGUCUUGGUUCGAAAUUAGCCUCAGAAAUCGGUGCCCCCCGUACACUUAUGUUGGGAGCCCGGUUUGCCGAUGUGAAACCCAAGCAGGCUCCAGUAAAGUGUCUGGGCCCAGACAGAAAGCCGGUGAUAGGUAUCGACAUGAGGGGACAGACCCAGGGCGGGACAGCGGCGGUGGCAGUGGUGCAGGGAAGAACAGGAGACCGCGUGAGCUCCGUGGCCUCACAGAGGGGGGCGGCGCAGACGAGGCGUGGGGAGGUGAGAGGGGACCCGAGGGUAGGGCCCCAGGAGCGGCGGGCAGCCCGGGAGAGGGUGGUAGUAGAACCGGAGAAGGUGAUCGUGAUUAGCGACGGCUCGGACGUCUCCCUUACGGAGAGCCCGCAGCCACUGGCUCAGCGCGUGGCGCUACGGCUCCGGGUGCCGUAAAGACUCGAACGGCCGGAGUGUUUUAAAUGAUGCUGUACCUUUGGAUAAAGAGUCGGUUUGUCGGUGAAAUUUCUAGUCAGGCCCCUCGUACCCGUGAUAUGUAGUCUUGAAUUGUGCCAUAGGUCGGUCUUUUUAUUCCUGUUUUUUUUUUUCCUACAAUGUUGCUGUAUAAUGAGACAUAUCUUGAGAUGUUGUAACAUUAGGUGGAGAAUCAAUGCAGAGACCUCGCAAAGCAGUGCAACCCCUUUGUGUUAGAGAAACGGCCCACAGAACCGGAUAUCAUAUAACGAACGCUGAGAUCCCUUCACGUGACCGCUGGUCCGCGUAAUAGGGGGCAGCACUUUCCCACCCGCUCUGCCACUGACAGUAGUAUUCAUCACAUGCAAGUCAAACGGAUGUUUUUAAUGCCUAGACAUGUAUAUUGAACUUCACCUUACGUCGCGAACCUUGCUAAUCGUAGGUGCAGUUAAACCUGAUUUAUUGUUCCACGCAAUUCCAAUGAAGUCAUUUGCAGGCAUUUAUUUUUGCAUUGGGGAGUUUGGCCAAGACCAGAGAACCCAGAGACGAUCCAUGCAGAACAUGGGGAAGAACAUACAAACUCCACACAGGAAGGUGCCCAAUUUGUAAAUCAAACCCAGGCCAUUCUUGCUGUAAUGUCUUCCCCGAGUCUGGGUGAUCAAAGUCAUAAUGGCUGUGUCACUGGGUCAGCAAUGGUUAAGUGCUGGAUUCUAUCCCUAAUUCUAGGUGACUUAAGUUGCUCAGAAUGACCCUGUCAGAACAAAAUCCAACACAAGUGUUGGGUUCAAAUCCUGGCUCUGGGGUGUCUUAAUACGGUAGAUAUAUAAUGGCCACGUCGGAUGCCGAGCCUCCACUGAUCAAGGGCCGAGUUUCAAGUCGUGAGUCUGGGUGUAUCAACAAGUUCACAAUGGCCAUAUCUUGAGAGACUGAACUCGCAACCACAAUUUGCCCACGGUGGUGGCGCAUGCCUGUAAUCCAAGGGUUGGUGGAUCCAGUGCCGGAUUAGGCUAGUGCGGGGCCUGUAGUAUAUGUUAUGAAGGGGCCCUAAAUUAAAAAAACACACGGAAAUAUUAAAACACAUACAUUUUUUACUUGCAUAGUAAAUUGUAUUUUUUCAUUUGCGAUACAGCCAGAUAAUACGACAAAUCGCUAACAUUAAACACCCCGUCGUUUAUAAAAGUUGAAGGCGGUAUAGUACUAUAGUAAUAGAGCAAGGGCAGAAUCACUGAACCGGAAUUGACAACUUGAAAGGAUUUAGCGCGGGGCCCUUGAAAGUGCGGGGCCUGUAGCAUUAUGUAGCUACUUUUGCUACUGGGAUAAUCCGGCACUGGGUGGAUCACGCAGCUGCUGUGAAAAUCGCUACCAGUGGGUGUCGGGGAGCUUCCGUAGUACCUUGGCCUUCCAACAGGAGGUUACAGAUCAAUGUGGACUAAUCCCAAAUUGGGAUACAGUGUUGCUUCCUCACAUGCGUGGUUUUCUCGAUUUCACCUUAAUAUAUGGAGGACCGCAGAGCUUUGGCAGGAAUUUGCUGCCCUCCGGUCGCCUGUGUUUUCUCCUCGCAUCUCUGAGUCGUCCUCUCUUCGUUACGAGUUGAAAUUAUUAUAUGGUAUUUAUAUUGCCUCGUGAAUGCUAAUGCUAAAAAAAUAAAACAUUAACAAGUCACAUGGUAAGUGAUUGUUUUGAAUCACUAUGCAACAGCUGUUAAUGCAAUCUUCGGCGAGAUUUGAUAAACGUUAAUGUUUUACUCAUUAAGGCUAAUUAAGACAAGAAUAAUGAUUUUAAAAUCACUUACCAUUCACACUAAUGAUGAGUAAGUUAUAUUCAAUGGCAGUCGACCUCCAGGCUGAGCCUGGAACGUGCUGCAAUGGGCGACCAUCCGGCACCACAGGUGCUAUAGGCUGUGCUGGGGGCUACGCUGCGGAGAGUUCAGCAAGUUUCAUUGUUGUACUGCACUAUGCCCCCUCGGUCCAUGCUCCCCAACUUUUCCAACAAUGUGUAAUAAGAGCCUAUGUCCGGCUCACGUGGUGAUCGGCUCUGCCGGUCCUACUUUACAGCCAAUGGGGGGAGAGCCUGGGAGCAUGGCCCUGGCGUGAUCAAGGGGUGCCAGCUAGGGUGAUUGGUUCUGCUGGUCUUGGCCUCAGCCAAUGGGAAGACAAGUCAGGGGCGUGGUCCCGGGAGUUGAUGGGGAAUCUAGAAGAUUCAGCGCUGGCUACCAAGGAUUGGCUGGAGCGUACCACGUGGCCCAGGCAUUAAAUAAGGUGAGAGAUGAACGACACGUGGUCAGACGAAGAACAAAGGAAGAGAGAGGCCACGCGCGAGCGGGACUCCGAGUGCCACGUGGCGGUGCGUCUCUUGUGGUCUGUCUGCCCACUUCCCGUUGCCUGCCAGCAGCGGA
Messenger RNA from Lethenteron reissneri (Far Eastern brook lamprey), 6519 nucleotides. RefSeq names its product GEN1 Holliday junction 5' flap endonuclease (gene GEN1). The record is from RefSeq and is a predicted model, not a curated record. Gene Ontology annotation, molecular function: 5'-flap endonuclease activity; four-way junction DNA binding. NCBI's taxonomy places the organism in Eukaryota, Metazoa, Chordata, Hyperoartia, Petromyzontiformes, Petromyzontidae.